UUACAGCUUAGCUACACAGACAGUUAGAGAUUGAGGAAAGGGUGGAAAGUGGCCGACGGCAAUCUUCCUAGCUAUUAUUAACAAGUCCGACGUGGUGCAUUGGAUCCGAGGAUACUUCGCGAAACUGAGAAAUGUCUCGACAUCGCAAUAUCCGUAAUAUGAACUAUGACGAGGAGCGGUAUGAUGAAGAUGAUGAAUUCCAUCGAUACAGCAUCUCAACAGAUGAUGAUGCAGUUUCUUCGGGUGCAGAAGAAUAUAUACAUAAACGGACGCAUACGAACUCUUUCAACAACAACAAAGCCGGUUUUUGCAUCGCGGAUUUCAUCCCAGAAGAGGGCAUUUCGGAAUUAGUUAAUGAUGUUGUCGAUGAUUCUGGCGACUGUUGCACUGCAACGACACAUAUUCAGAGACCUCGAAGAAAUGAGUUAGCAGAAGAGAAUUCAUCAAGAGACCAUCAUCCAGUUAGAAGUAAGAGUAAGGAGAUUCGACUUUGGGACCAAGUGCUAAAGCGAAAACCGGAGAAAACGAACAUAAUUGGCAAUAAUGAAAACUUGCCAGAGGUGUCGCAAAUGGAAAACUUGCAAUUGUCAGAAGACGUGGAAAGGAAUAUACCUGGGAAAAAAUUCUCGAAUCAAUUUCUACGAAAGAGUGCUAGUAGCAAGAGACUAACUGCUCUUGACGCUGCACGAAAUGCGGUUGUACAACCGCCUAGAGCGAAACAAUCCUUUCAAGAAAACAAGCCAAUGGUUAAUGUGGUCGUCGUUGGCCAUGUAGAUGCUGGUAAAAGUACACUGAUGGGACAUCUUCUGUAUCAAUUGGGUGGUAUCGAUGAACGAACUAUGCAUAGAUAUAAACAAGAAUCAGCUAAAACUGGCAAAGGGUCCUUUGCAUAUGCUUGGGUGCUUGACUAUACACAGGAAGAGAGGCAACGAGGUGUAACAAUGGAUAUUGCACGAACAAGCUUUGAAACUGAGCAUCGGAAAAUCUUUGUUCUCGACGCACCAGGUCACAAGGACUUUAUUCCCAACAUGAUCACAGGUGCUGCUGAAGCAGAUGCUGGUAUAUUGGUUAUCAAUGCAACUCGUGGAGAAUUCGAAACUGGAUUCGAUCAGGGAGGUCAGACAAGGGAACAUGCUAUCUUGCUUAGAUCACUGGGAGUAGGUGAACUGUUAGUUGCCAUAAAUAAGAUGGAUACGGUGAAUUGGUCUCAGCAGCGGUACGAUGAACUCUGUACUACUCUGAAGGUUUAUCUGAGGAAGCAGGCAGGAUAUUCAACAGUUAAAUUUGUUCCACUCUCUGGAUUGGAUGGAAUUAAUUUAACAGAAGCGCCGUCUGAUGGUCAUUCUUUGUGUGCGUGGUACCAAGGGCCAACACUAUUGCAAGUAAUGGAUGAACUACAGGUCCCAGUACGAUCACAGAAUCGCCAUUUCCGUGCUGUUAUUAAUGAUAUAUACAAAGCUUCUACGUUAGCGUUUUCAGUAAACAUCAAAAUUGAAGCUGGUUUCAUAGAAAAUGGUGAGAAAGUGUACUUAAUGCCGAAUGCAGAUCCUGUAAUUGUUAAAGGAAUAUUUGUGGAGGCCAAUUUAAAGAAAGGCAUUGGCUUUGCUGGUGACCAGGCUAUAGUGACUCUAGCACCUGUUUCAAACAUCGAACCCGACUCCGUGAGCAUUGGUUACGUUCUCUGCCGCGGUGGACAGGAAUGUCUUAUUCCUGGAAUGAAAUAUCUGGUGCGUAUUGUUGUUUUCAAUAUACUUGUGCCAAUCAUGAAAGGCACCAAAGUUGAACUUUUUGCACAUUCGCUGUGUGAGCCUUGUACUAUCACACUAUUGAAAGCAGAACUGAACAAGUCUACGGGCGAAGUGAUAAGACAAAAACCUAGAGCACUAACAAAAAAUAUGAGUGGGAUGAUUGAAAUUCGAACAGAACGAGCUGUGAGUUUAGAACGAUAUUCGGAAUGCAAAGCACUUGGUCGAGUAACACUUCGCCAUGCGGGACAGACUAUUGCAGCAGGCAUUAUUGAGCAAAGAUUGGAUUGAAUUCAGUAAUAUUCUGCUUUUUUUCUAAUAUGCUUUCCAUGGUACUGGAUUCCAUUUUCAGCGGCACCAUCACUAUUUACAUAAGUACAUAAGGUCAAUUACGUUCAAAAUAUUGUUUAUGUUGGAGUUCACAUGUUAAACUGGAAUAUCAGUAUUACCCGAAGCCAUAUGUUAACCUCUCUUUCCCUUCAAAUUAUGCUCAUCCUUUCAUUUCAGGUCGCCUAGUUUCUUUUUCGAACUUUUUGUAUUUAUUUCUGCUGCUCAUUGGUUCAUUGACAAUGGCCAGUAUUACUUUUAUUAAUCAGUUAUUUAAAUAAAAUUUGUAUUCGACAAAUUAAAGAGUGAUGUACAAUAUAU
Messenger RNA from Loa loa (African eye worm), 2393 nucleotides. RefSeq lists its product as hypothetical. The transcript has 15 exons. Gene Ontology annotation, biological process: translation. The record is from RefSeq and is a predicted model, not a curated record. The coding region runs from base 132 to 2036 and encodes 634 amino acids. Lineage: Eukaryota; Metazoa; Nematoda; Chromadorea; Rhabditida; Onchocercidae. Gene Ontology annotation, molecular function: GTPase activity; GTP binding.